AUUUUCGAUAACUGCUUCAACCCCGUUGAAUUCUUCUUUUCUAUGCAGCAAUUGGAUGAUUUCGAUGAGGAUCUUUGGCUUCAUGCUGUUUUAGUCCGUGUGGAAACACUCUGUUCAGAUUCCGAUUUGAUCACACGACAAAGUCCACUGUGUGACAGGCGCAAUAAGAACAUGGCGGACUCUCAAACGUCCACUCGAUCGUCCUCCAUUCCGAAUUCAGCUAGAUUGCAUUAUGGAUUGUACAUGGCCCGACGGGAAUUGGAACAAGCGGAAAACGAACUGGAAAACUGGCUCAUCUGCUGGCCCAAUCGCCACGGAUGGUACCAGAUGGCUCGUGGUCUAAUCCGUUCUAGACGGGGCCAGUUGGAAGCGAGGCUUGCAGAGGCGAGUUACCAACUGACCUUUCUACAAAAUCAAGAGGAAUUAGUUCAUAUUUGGCAUCACUCCUCCGCUCCAUCACUGCUGGAAGAAGCCGCUCAAAUUUUGGCUCAGAAUGGGCACACACGAAAUGCUCUGCGACUUGGGUGGUUUCCGUUGGCCGCUUUCUGGUUGCGAACAUUCACAAUUGAGGCUCACGAUUAUUUAUCCGGAAUAAGUCUGCCCGUCGAAAGAGAGUUAAUCAAAGCGCAACUAAUGGAAACGGAAUUCCUCUGUUGCUUAAUGCAAGUUAAUAAUGCCUACGAGCGUGCACGGCGGGAAUCGGAUCGACAAAAAGAUUCACUUGCUCGCGCCGUUGAAGUGUACACAAAUGCUUGUCGAGAUGAGUUCGACUCACCGAAUUGUGAAUCGAUUGAGAGUAUUUGGCUCGAAAAGACAACAACCGCAUUCGAUUCGUUGAUCUCCAUAUUGGCCAAUAUUUUUGAGUGCAGUGAAAAAUUACCCCUGUUCCGAGUCAAAUGCCUCAUCCAGUUGGGUCGCGCUCUACGUCUCCAAAGUGAGCAUCUGAUUCCAGAUGGUCCUCUGCUGUGGUUCUCUGUCCCCGGACAAGAAGACAGCGAGGAACCAGGAGAAGUCGGUGAUCAGAACACUCAGGCACUCGGUGGCAAAACCCCAAGCACAAUAAACGAAUUACAUUUGGGCUCUCGAUGGCGUUCUCGAGAGGAUGUCCUUGCCGAUUUGCGACUGCAUGGUUCCACCGUGGAACUCCGAGCUCUGGCCUCUUCCGUUUUAUUCACUGCAUUCAGGCUAACCACACAAAAUCAGUGGGUGGCUUUGUCCAAAUCCAUUCUUGAAGAGUUACUAAUCUGCGCUGGAGGUUCCCACGAAUCCAUGUCCACCAGUACCCAGAGUUUGUUGAACGGUUUUCAAAGUUUCGCUGCCUGUUGUAGAUUAAGAACGCAGCUAGCCUCAACCAUCCUGUUAUACAACAAAGACUCUGCGCUGAUUGACGCCAUGUUUUCCGGUCAAGAAAACAGCUCAAGCGGAGCAGCACUGGGACUGUUCUCCUCAGAAGAACCAGGGUCUUACGUGGAACACUUGAUGUGGAGUGUGGGUUUGAAAGCUUCAUUCGUUGGUGGCUUUUUCACUACACCUGGUGGACUGCAGUACGGAACCGCGGAUCACUGCGUCACUGCAAGUCCGUGGAUUACAAAGUGUCAAUAUCUUUUGUUCACACAGUGCCCAUCCUGGAAUCUUACUGAUGUGAAACUUUCUCUGGUCUUGGACCCAAACAAAUCACUGGUCACUACUCUGUCCAGUAUUCCUGGUGCUACUACGUCUUCUUCUCGGUCCUGGAAUGUACUAAUCAUGGAACAUUCAUCAGACUAUCAUUACUCCUAUGUGAGUAUACCUCUGGGUACAGCAAGGAAGUCCAUAAGCAGCACUGGGUCCGUAAGACGAGCCAGUACCACCAAAUCUCAGGCUGUCAAAAGCAGUUCAGUCGUUCAUCUGCGUAUUGCAACCAGUCGAAAGCGUUUGUUGCAAUCAGUCUCCUCAUGGAAAAUCUAUCUGAGCAAUCUGGACAAAUAUUUCCGGAAAAAAAGUGUCAUGGUUAAUGGAAAAUAUGGUGACGAGCCAAAUGUGAUCGAAUAUGAACCGCUGGCAAAAGUGUUAAACUAUUUGACGGCCCAAUGGAUAAACACUCCACUCUCUAAACCCUCUGCACCGACCGAGUUCAACUCAGCGGCCACAGAAUACAGCUGUUCACAAUUGCAGUCACCCUUACAGGCCCAAGGUUCCGCCUGUUUGUUAGCUUUGCUCAAGCAACUACUUGAUUCCACAAAAUCUCCAUCCGGUUUGCUCAUACUAACCGAUUUUUGGAUAUCGGAACUGCCUGUGGAGGCCCUAUUGAUGCAACGCACAAUGAAAAAACUGAUGGAAUAUGAUAGUUGGCAACGCGCUUCCAGUAAUAUUACCGUUAGUGCACCGGGCUCAGCUCCUGGCGGGGGUGCCGGUAGACGGAGCAGAAAUUCGGGUACAAAAAGUGCCACGGCGAUGUGCCAAUUGCCAUUCGGUUGGAUCGCACGAGACUUCAGCGUGCAUUGGGUUUGUUCAAGACUGUCCGGUCAUCAACUUUCCACGAAAAACGAUUCAGGAGAGCCGGCUCAAGAUUCAAUGGUCAAACCGUCAGCUCGAAAACCGGAUUUGCACGGUUCACGUCCUCGACAUCCGCUACUGCGGGAUCAAGUGGGCAAGCAUGUGACCACAGGACCACCUCGAUCGAAUAUCUCCAAUGGUUUAACAGUAAACUCGUCAGCUGUCCGAUAUAUUGUCGAUCCCUACGGAGACACUGUAUCACUGGUUGAGGAAUCCGAUAGAGCGAAACGUAAUGCAACCCCCGGAAGUACCCUUUCAGCUGUGCAAACACCGGACCAAUCUAAUCGACCACGAUUCCACGUAUUUGCCGAACACAUCUCGGAACUAUUGGCCAAUCCACCGGCUCGAUACCAGACACACACAAGUCGUUGGAUCGGAGUGAUUGGUCAAGGCCUGGAUGGCUAUGUGCCAUCCAGUGGUGAGGUCUAUACUAUUCUGAACGAGAACACUGAAAGUUUCUUCGUUUAUAUGCCAGAAGCAUUGUUAUCUCAAAUCCCACCGGAUAUUGUCACAAGCCUACCUCUGAACGGUUGCCGCUUCGCAGCACUGUUUGAUCGGGUACAUACCCCGGGGAGUUUGCUUCGCCAAGGAAAAUUGGCGGUAACCAAAACGGUCCUAGAACAUGAACUGGAACAACCUAUCACAACCACAGUGUUGCUCAGUCUUGCCGGCUGCCAGUCCACACUCAUGCCCAGUUGGACAGUAAAUGUCACCGAGUUACAAUCCAAUCUGGAAAACUUAUUAAAGACUCUUUUGGAUGAGAACCAUUCGGUCGGGGAAUGUGUGUCCCUCCUCCAACUGAAAAGCAUGCACGAUCGACAAGCCAGCUUUCUGGAACACGCCAACGGAUCCGGCCNCUGUUACACGAAACACCGGACUUACACAUCCCUGUGGGGGAUGUUCUUUUGA
Molecule: messenger RNA, 3444 nt
Organism: Echinostoma caproni
Lineage: Eukaryota; Metazoa; Platyhelminthes; Trematoda; Plagiorchiida; Echinostomatidae
Source: the annotation of a GenBank genome assembly